Molecule: messenger RNA, 4101 nt
Organism: Oryzias melastigma (Indian medaka)
Lineage: Eukaryota; Metazoa; Chordata; Actinopteri; Beloniformes; Adrianichthyidae
Gene: vtg3
Product: vitellogenin 3, phosvitinless
Exons: 28
Coding region: 74-3811 (1245 amino acids)
Biological process (GO): lipid transport
Molecular function (GO): lipid carrier activity
Source: RefSeq, a predicted model, not a curated record
CCCUCAAGGCUACAUGACGAGUGAAAACCUAUAAAAGGGUAAAUGAAGACGAGCCUGAAGUCCCUCUUUAAACAUGAGGGGUCUCCUGCUGUGCUGCUUUGUGGCUCUGGCCACAUGCCAAAGUCUUCGAUAUGAUCUCAGCCUGGAUCCAAAGAAAUCCUACGAAUACAGGUAUGAAGGGAUGGUGAAUUUUGGACUGGGAAAGCAGAACCUCGCCGAAUCUGGAGUGAAAAUAACAUGCAAGGUCAAGAUUACUGGUGCAUCAGAACAAACCUAUGUCCUUCAGGUGUCGGAUUUGGCUUUUGCUGAAUACAAUGGCUUCCCGGGUAAAAAUGGCUACGACGCCUCACCGGAACUCACCCGCCUCAUCGCUGCUCAGCUUGUGAAGCCCUUCAUGUUUGAAUAUGCAAACGGACACGUCGGCGACAUCCGGGCCUCUCCUGAGGUCUCCACCACCAUCGUUAACAUCGUGAGAGGGAUCCUCGAGUUCUUCCAAGUAACUGUAAAGACCACGCAAAGGUUUUAUGACCUUGAGGAGAUUGGAAUCCACGGCAAGUGUCAGAGCCACUACACCAUUGAGGAGAACUUGGAAGCAAAGAACGUGACCAUCAGUCAGGUUGUGGAUGUCACAAACUGCAGGGAGAAGGCAGAAAUGUACAAAGGAAUGGCGACUUCUGUGGUGGACAACAUUUCCAAACAGAGAGGAAAGUCUGUCUAUUCAACUGUGAGAAAUGUGUACACCAUCACACCAUCGACUGAGGGAGGACUCCUCACCAAAGCAGAGACUCGGGAACGGCAGCAUUUCACACCCUUUAAUGUCAAGGGAGGAGCUUUCAAGAUGCAAGCGAUGAAAGAGCUGGUUCUGCUCGGUGUGUACGACACAGCAUCAACCCCCACAUUUGGACCAAUGGAAAGCAAGGGCAACAUCAUUUUCAAGUUUGCUAACAUACACUCUAAUUUCCCAAUUCUCAUGCAGAACCUCGAAGAGCCCAUUCCAAAGAUUACUAAACUCAUCAAGAGGCUGGCUGCUGCGAACAGUUACCAGGUGGACAGCGCAACGACCGAAGAUUGCAUCAAGUUGUAUCAGCUUAUGAAAGUUGUGCCGUUUGAGGGGUUGAAUAGUCUGUGGAAGGAAUUUGAGGGAGAUCAUGAGCAGAGGCGCUGGUUCUUGGAUGUGACUGUAGAAAUCGGUGAUGCCAGAGCUUUCAACUUCCUGAAAAGCCGGUUCCAGGCAGGAGAUCUGACUCCUACUGAGGCCUGGCAAACUUUCCUGAUGGCUGUUGAACAUCUCGAGGCAACUGCAGAGCUGGUAGAAAUCACGAAAGAGUUUCUGAGGAUACCAUACAGCAAAUCUGACACAAACUUGUGGCACACUGUGGUUCUUUCCUAUGGAUCUGUGGUCUAUAAGCACUGUGCAUAUCACACACCUUGUCCAGUUUCUGCAGUUCAGCCUCUGCUGGACAUGGCCACAGAGGCUCUGAAGAGCGGCAAAAAGGAAGACAUGAUCCUGAUUCUGAAAGCUCUGGGGAAUGCAGGUCAUCCCGGCAGCAUUAAAACCAUCAUGCGCUUCCUCCCUGGAGUGGCUGCCACCCCCAAGGAUCUGCCCCCUGCAGUUCAGAGUGCAGCUGUGCAGGCUAUGAGACUCAUAGCUGCCAGGGACCCUCACAGUGUUCAAGACAUCACCAUGAGUCUGUUCCUGCAAAAGGACCUUCCUAGUGAGAUUCGCAUGCUGGCUUUUGUUAUCCUCUUCGACGCCAAGCCAUCGAUGGCGGCUGUGUCAACAGUAACCGAACAUCUUCUGGAUGAGAAAGACCUUCAUGUUGCCAGUCUGGCAUACUCAUACCUGGAAGGUUUUGCCAGAUCCACUACUCCAGACAACCACUUCCUCUCCACUGCUGCAAACAUAGCCGUGAAAAUCUUGGCUCCUAAAUUUGGCCGCCUCAGCUACUACUACAGCAAAGCAAAGCACAUGGACUGGUUUGAUGACAACUUCCUUAUUGGCACUGCCACAGAAAUGUACAUGAUAAGAAAUGCAGCAUACAUGUUCCCCUCUGAAGUCAUGAUGAAAGGGAAGCUGCAUGUAAUUGGUAGAAUUGUAGAGCUCCUGGAGCUGGGUAUGCGUCUCGAAGGAAUUAAGGAGCUGUUUGGUGCUGGCAUCCCCGGAUUCAAAGGAGAUUACAGUUUCAGCGACUUUCAGGCCAUCUUCAAAGUGCUUGAAAAUUGGGAGAGUUUGCCAAACGACGAUCCGCUCUUUACAGCCUAUUCCCGUGCUUCUGGACAAGAGUGGUUCUACGCGGACAUCAGUAAAGAUUUGAUCAGGAGCAUUGUGAUGGCUCUGAAUCCGUCUGCAUGGAGAGGAAGCCCCCUGUGGACUGCCAUGGAGAGUUUAAAGAGUGGAGCAUCAUGGCACUACACACGAGCUUUCUUGAUCCUAGAUGCUCGUUACUUCCAACCAUCCACCCUUGGUCUUCCAGUGGAGAUUAGCAAAUACUAUAAUUCUGUCACUGUGAUCACUGCUAACGCUAAAGCUGUUGCAAAGCCGCCACCAACGCAACAUCUGCACCAACUUUUGAGUUCUGAAAUUGAACUGGAGACCGACGGUUUUGCUGGUGUCACAAAGAACUAUUGGGUGUUCUAUGGGGUCAACACUGAGCUGUUCCAAAGUGGAUCUGAAUUCCGCAACAAAGUUCCCAUCGGUCUUCCAUGGAAGUUCACAAUCAAAUUCAACAUUCCAGAGAGGAAAUUUGAAUUGGAGUUCCCUCCUUGCACCAAAGAGAUUCCACUUAUUUCAUUGAGAGCUGAUGUGUACGCCAUCUCGAGAAACAUUGCGGAACCAGAUAUGCCUAAGGAGACACCCAUCAUGCCACAUCCUACAGAAUCAAGCGUUGAGUCUCAAAAGCCUAUGAACACCAACUACUGGCAUCCGUCUUACAACAUGUGUGCUGAGAGCAAGAUCUAUGGCGUUGGCGUGUGCAUGGACUACGACCUGAGGAGGCAGUAUCAUCAUGAGGAGUUCCCAUUGUACUAUUUCUUAGGAUUCAGCCACAUGGAACUCAAAAUUGUUCCAGUUAACUCGACCAAAACUGUUGAAAAAAUCUACUUUGAGGUAAAUGCUGGCACCUUCAAACAUCCAAUAAACGCUCAACAGCUGCUCCAGACUUUGGCACAGCUUUCUAAGAAAGCAACACAGCAAGUGAGUCUGGGUUCAGAUUCUUCAUCAGCUGAAAGAGAAUCUCAUUCCCACCAGUUUGAGGGAAGGGACUCAACACCUGAAGCUCUGUGUAAUUUCAAAGCCCUGGCAAUGGAUGAGAACCAGAAGUACGAGGGUUAUGAUGCUGCAAUGUACUACACACCCGAGGCAAACGCUCACAGUGCCCAACUAAUUGUGUCCCAAGUUGGAGCAAACACCAACUGGAAGAUGUGCGUUGACACUAGUGUGGAUGCUCGUCCUGAGGCAAAGACACACCUUCGAUGGGGAGCUGAGUGCCAGUCCUAUGAAAUGUCAAUGAAAGCUGGAGCUUUCAAUCUGAGCAGUCCCAAACCAACAUUAAAGUCUAAAGUACAAUUCACCCGCAUCCCAGAGUACAUGGCAGAGAUGGGCAAAAGAGCGGAGCGCUACAUCCCUGGCAUGGCUUUGCUUCUCGGAUUCUACCAGGAAGAUGAGAGUUAUGCCAAAGAUGAAGUGUCUGCAUCCGUUACUGUUGCCUCAGAAGACAGCAUUGAUGUGAAUGUUACAUUCCCAGAGUACACCGUGUACCGCAAGGCGGUGCCACUUUCAGUCGGAUUUCAGAACAUGACAACAGCACAAUAAACAGCUUUGGACGAGCAUGAAGUUUUAAAGUCAACAAAGCCCAGAUGGACAUCUCUCCUUAAAGCUAAACAUCCAGAACAUUUAAAAACAAACAAACAAAAAUGUUUAUCCUCAGUGUUACAAAGAUCUGUAUAAGAUUAGAAUGUAGUGGUUUUAAAAUGAUGUUCACACACAAACAUGAACCUUUACUUAUGAACAUGUCAAGUGUUUAUUAGGUGUAACUGUAUGUCAAUACGUAGUUUUAUUUUACUGCGUUUACCACAACUCUUGAUUAAAAAAAGGCAAACAAA